CGUCAUAAGGGCGCGCCGCGGUCUUCGCUCGCCCAGGAAGUGGGAGAGUUGCUAUGGCGAGUCCAGCCGCCUCGUCUGUGCGACCGCCGAGGCCCAAGAAAGAACCGCAGGCGCUCGUCAUCCCCAAGAAUGCGGCGGAGGAGCAGAAGCUUAAGCUGGAGCGACUCAUGAAGAACCCGGACAAAGCAGUUCCAAUCCCGGAAAAAAUGAGUGAAUGGGCACCUCGACCUCCCCCAGAAUUUGUCCGAGAUGUAAUGGGUUCAAGUGCUGGGGCUGGCAGUGGAGAGUUCCACGUGUACAGGCAUCUGCGCCGCAGAGAGUACCAGCGACAGGACUACAUGGAUGCCAUGGCUGAGAAGCAAAAAUUGGAUGCAGAGUUUCAGAAGAGAUUGGAAAAGAAUAAAAUUGCUGCAGAGGAGCAGACUUCAAAGCGUCGGAAAAAGCGCCAGAAGUUAAAAGAGAAGAAACUGUUGGCAAAGAAGAUGAAACUUGAGCAAAAGAAACAAAAAGAAGGACCCAGUCAGUCCCAGGAGCAGCAGUCCAGUAGCUCUGAGGAGGCAUCUGGAACAGAGGAGGAGGAAGACGAACCCAGCUUCAUCAUGAGGCGAUGAGGUGCUUGCACAGCAGCCAUUGGGUGCCUGGUCAUUCUGUGACAGGGGCCCCAAAUCUUCAUUGUGACCAGAAGAAAAGAGAGCCUGUUUGGCUCAGCUGCCCAGGACUCACUGCGUAGGGAGCACGUGGGAGCUGCUUGCAGUCCUGUUGGCAGGACUCCGCCUGGGGGACAAGGGAUCAUGUCCUGGAGGGCACUGCCUCGAUCCUCCUUCCAUGCUCCUGCUUUAGGGAAAGGCCUCAUCGCUGACCGCUGGCUGCUGUACUCUGGGAUUUAAAUGGCAGUGAGCUUGGGGCUGGUUUCUGUUAAGGGAAUAUUUAUUUAGUAAAAAACAAACAAAAAAAAAAAACAGAAAACCUCUAGGCGCUGUUCACAUACAUGGAACGUUGAUCACAGAGCCGUGGAAAGGCUGUGAGAUGACACAGAGGCGGGGCCUGGAGGGCCAGUAGUCCUGUUUGCUGGUCAGCUCCCUACCCCUGCCCGGCCUGCAGCCCUGCUCUGGUGCCUGUGCUGUCGCUGGUCCCUGACCCUGUUCCUCCGCUGAGGAUGCAGAACAAGCUGCACAAGAGCCACAGAUCAGCAGCUCCCAGAACCAGGGGAGGUGUGGGAGGGACUUCACCAGGGGCUGGGCCACAGGAACAGGCCCUGCUGGCGGAGGGCUCUUGGGAACAGUGGAAACCAGAGGAUAAGCCGCGGGAGAAUCCAGGCUGGGUAUGGGGUCUGAGCCAAGCUGCGCUAGGGGCCAAAGCUGCAUUUCCAUCCUGAUGUCACCAGGAAUCUAAACAGAAGGGGGACUGAAGUAUCCGGACAGCUGGUUGGAACUUUCCUCCAGGUCACAGGAGCCAGAGACAGAGGAGGCCAUCCCUCCCGCUGUGUCCUCAGGUGGAUACAGUCCAAGCCCUGUGUGCACACCGGCCCAGGGACAAGCAGUGCAGGGUGCUGUGCUGGAGCAGGGAGCUUGGGAGGUGAUCAAGGACAGCUCUGAUCUCAGUGUCUUCCGGAGAUAACCCCACCUUUGACCUGGUGGGUGUCUUGAGGCCAGUUAGGGCAACAGAGACAGUUUGUGUUGAGAGUCUGUGCUCUGUUUUUGGAUCAUUUCUAGCUCCUGCGCAUGUGUGUGCCUUUUAUGGAUUUGGGUAUCAGUAAGGAAAAAGUGGUUUGAGUAAAGGGAAACAGAAGGUUUUACUUCUUUCACACAGAGUUCCCUGACCCCAUUGAGAGCCAUGGGACAUCACUGAUAACUUCUGUCCCAGGAGUUUCUCUUUCCCAAGAAGCGGAAAUGAAGAGUCAGUCCUAAUAAAUUAACACAUACCCUGGCUAUGCAUUUGGAAGCCUGCAUUUCUCGUGCUGGGGACUGACCAGUUGGUUUUGUGGGGGUUUUUUGUUUUUUUUGUUUUGUUUGUUUGUUUGUUUUGAUUGAACAGAAGGGUGCUUUACCAUGGAGCUAGAUCCCCAGCCCUUUUUUUAUUUUGAGACAGGGUCUUGCUAAAUUGACCAAUUGGCCUCCUACCUCAGCCUCACAAGUUGCUGGGAUUGCCCGCAGGAGCCCGCCUCCGUAUUUCCCUGAGGAGCAGGGGUUCAGGGUUCACUCUGUAGCAUUCGUGGUGCCUGUAGGGUAUAGCAUUGUCGCAUGUGUCUGUAGGCAGGGAGUGUGUGUGUGAGCAACCUGGAGUGACAGGGACAGUUUCCUGAAGCAGGGAACUACAAGUUGUCGCCCCUUGCCAUAACGCUGUGUGGAUACAGGACCAUAGGUGUCAGCCGCCGCCAGCCCUGACUGUCCUCAGAUGGCCCCUUUCCACCCCAGACCUCCACUGCUCCCCAUCCCUCAUGUUAACUGUCAGAGCAGGAAGAAAGGAGGCAUUCAGGUCACCGUGACACUGCCCCCAGCCCACAGCGUCGUCUGCCACAGCUCAGAUGGUCUCACCUGUCUCCUGAAUCUCCUCCCUAAGCCAGUACACAGCCCGGUCUCCAUCUGUCCUCCCCACUUCAGUCCAGCCCCACGUUCUCUGUUUGCUUCCACCGCUUCCUGCAUCCCACUCCAUGGUCUCAUGUGGUCCUCACCAGGCAGCCCUUAGUGUGGCCUGUGUAGUCUCACUCGGCAUUCCUGGCGGGGCCCUGCUGGCUGGCUUCCUGCCUUUGCUUGCCUCUCAGCUCACCCUGCAGUGCUGGGGCAACCCAGUGUGCUCCCGUGUCCUGUCCAGGAGGUCUUGUCUGACUUUAUUUUUUAUUUUUUUUUUUUUUCUUUUUAAAUUUUUUAUUGUGGGUCUUGUCUGACUUUAGACACCGUACUUGCUGGAACCUUGUAAGGGUGUGAACUUCCUCCCCUCAGAGCCCCGUACUCGGGUCCCACUGCCUGCCGAGGGCGCCCCUUCAUGUCCAAUGGGAGCCUCUAGCUGGUAUGAGAAGAAUGUGAAUUUCAGCCUAUCCCCCCAUUUCCCCACUGUGGUGAGCUGUGCCACCAUCCAUACCAGCACUUGAGCCCCUCAUCUGAGGGUCAGGGUCAUCUUUGGUUCCUGUUUUCUUACCCCCCACCAUCAUCCAUCAGAAGGUUCUGGACUUGCUUACUCUCUGGUCUCUCUCAUUCCACACACUCCACAAACACCAGCAUCUUUUGGCCACUUCUGCUUAUUCCCCACCCCCAAUCCAUCCUCCACACAGUAGCCAGAGUCUCUUUAAAAACUCACCAGAUCUUCCCUCACUGGGGAUCAACAGGAGCUGCCAGGCUCUGCUGUCAGACUCAGCCUCCGCCCCCUCAUCCCUGGCCAUCUCCCCGGCUCCGCCAACCUUGAGUGCCCUGUACUUGCCCUGCUGUAUCCUCUUAGCAGGGCCUCAGCCACAUCACUUGGAGAGGACUUUCUCACCACCGCCUGUUUCUCCAGCACAACACCUGUCAUUAUUUCCUACCCUGCCACACCUUCAGCUCCAAAAGGACAAGGCCCUUUGCUCAUUCUGGUUUUUGCUGCAUCCCUAGUGCCAGCACAGUACUUGGGACAUCACAGAUGCUCAGUAAAUGACCUUUAAAUGAUUGAGCAAAGCCAGGCACUGGAAGCAGAGAAGUUCUUCAAACCCAACAAACUGCAGAUACAGCGGGAAGAACGUUUAGACACCAGUCAAUGGUUGGUAAAAAGGGAUUGUCCCAUGCAUGCAGCACCUGGGAGGGACCUGCUUAGAAAUCCAGAUACCAGGAUGAUGUCCCCCAGAGAUCUGAUUCAUUACAUUUCAGGCCCAAAAUAUACAUUUUAAAUAUGAGAUCCAGGAAGGCUGGCUUGGAGCACCUUAGCUACCACUACUGCUUUAAAUUCACUUUUCUGUUUUUAACAUUUAUCUUUUGGAAAAAAAAUGUGAAAUUGAGUUAGAGAAGUGAUGUUCUACUGACCUUUUGAAACUCAGUCCAGCUCCUAAGGCCACACAGAAGGCGGAGAGACCGCAUAUCUGGUGAUCGUGGAAACAGGCGUGUUCCCCCUUCUCCCCUUUGGAAGUUAAUUUCUGUUUACUCUUUGGCAUACUUGAUGAAAGUGAGCUACGAUUACCAUAUAUUAGCAUGUAUUUCCAUAAAGAGCAAUCUUAGAAAUUAACCUGGAACAAGUCCAAAGAAGCUGUUUCUUGUUCCAGAAAAUGUAGCAAAUGUUUACUGAAUGCAACGUGCUCAACCCAAAUGAUCCCAGGGUCAUUGCUAGGCACUGGAUAUGGUGACGGUGAGUUUCCCUUCAAGCAGUCCCACACUUUGAUCAGGAACAGGACCUGAGCACAACAGUGCAGAGUGCUGUGCAGGCCUCUGACCCUGCCUUCAGGAGGCAACCUGUCAUUUUGUGUUGCAGGGAAUAACUGGAAGGGAACAGGUGGGAAACUGGCAGUAACACAGCCCUCGGAGCCACCAGUGGCCUGAACAGAGGCAAGUUCCAGCAGGAGAAUUCAGGGAGAGGAGGAGGCCAGGAUGAUACCAGGUUGACUAUGUCACCAAUGGGGGAUGAAGGACUAUCCCCUGGGGACAUGUGGCCCAGGAGGUGGACAGGUGUGUGAGGGAAAAAUGACAAAAUGUUGGGCUGGGGAUGUGGCUCAAGCGGUAUCGCGCUCGCCUGGCAUGCGUGCAGCCCGGGUUCGAUCCUCAGCACCACAUACAAAUAUACAUGUUGUGUCCGCCAAAUACUAAAAAAUAAAUAUUAAAGUUCUCACUCUCUCUUUAAAAAUAAAAAAUAAAUGACAAAAUGUAGCUGUGGGCAUGGUGACGUCAAGGGUCCCUGGGAUGUGCACUGCAGAGAUGUCUCCCAGGCUUAGGAGAUCCGACCUAAGAGGAUAGCUUGGAGUCUCGGACCAAUAUAAAAGGGGGAGAUGUUAAAGAGGGUGAGAAAGAGAUGGGAGAUGGCUGGAGGGGUUGAGCAGUGAGGGAAAGGAAUGGGUCUCAGCAAGGUCAGGGGAGAGCCAUGGUGGGAUAUGAAGGGAGUAAGAAAAGUUAGAAAGUAUUUACUGAACACAAAGUGCUAAACCCAAAUGAUUCCAGGGUCAUUACUAGGCACUUGGAGUGGGCUUUCUCCUCUUCGUGUCCAAUGGAAGCCAAGUGAGUGUAAUGGUUUGUCCUCCCAAUUCAUUCAGGAGCUUAAUCCCCAAAGUUUUAUGAUAAUAGUAUUAAGAAGCUAAAAACAAUCCAACUGAGUUUAAAGGUGGGGCUUUGGGAAAGAGAUUAGAUUUGAGGGCCCUGUGAUUGAAUCCCACUGACUUUGAGAGGGAGAAAGACCACACAGAGAUACCCACAUGCCCACUGUGAUCUAAUGCAGUUCGGGGGGGGGGUCUUCCCCAGAGCCUGGGCCACUGCAUUUGGACCUCAUACCUUCAGAACUGUGAGACAAAAUAAACCUCAUCUUUAUAAAGUA
Molecule: messenger RNA, 5478 nt
Organism: Marmota monax (woodchuck)
Lineage: Eukaryota; Metazoa; Chordata; Mammalia; Rodentia; Sciuridae
Gene: Prkrip1
Product: PRKR interacting protein 1
Exons: 6
Coding region: 54-611 (185 amino acids)
Biological process (GO): negative regulation of protein kinase activity
Cellular component (GO): nucleolus
Molecular function (GO): double-stranded RNA binding; protein kinase inhibitor activity; protein kinase binding
Source: RefSeq, a predicted model, not a curated record